AUGCGUGGUGGAAUAUUAGCAACAGAGAAAAAUAAGAAUGAAAGUUUUAAUCGUAUAUUGGAUAUGGGUUGUUAUAAAGAACAAUCAUUUAUUGGGCGUAAAUGUGAAAAUAAAAGUGAAUGUAUAAUGGAAAAAAUAUACAACUCUCCUCCAGUAGAUACUUAUUAUCGAUGUUGUUGUGAUAAAGAUUAUUGUAAUAAAAAAAUUAUUUGGCCUGUUAACAUAACAACUAUUUAUGAAACAACAACUUCAGACCAAUGGAAGUCUCCAACUACUAGGACGACUAGUAUUGGUGAUGAUAAACGUAUGUUAUACAUAAUCAUCGGUUGUGCACUUAUUGUAUUUCUGUUGGUUUGUGGUUUAAUUGCAUUUUUUUUACUUCGUCGCCAAUGUAAUAAAGAGCAUGCACGUAAAAUGCUAAUUGAUCCUACAAUAAGAUACCCUGAAACAAGACCAUUUCUUGAAUCUAUUGAAUCAAUUCAAUUAGAUCCUGAAAUUCCGCAACAAAGACGAUUUUGUACGAUACAUACUGGAAGAAUUCUGUCAUCGGGAUUACGUGUUGCAGUUAAAGUUUUAUCCGAUAAUGAUAUCCAAUCUUCAACGUUAUAUAAACAAGAAAAAAUGAUUUAUGAGCUAUUAAAUAAUAGUCCUAACAAUAUUCUUAAGUAA
Didymodactylos carnosus is the source of this 669-nucleotide messenger RNA. Lineage: Eukaryota; Metazoa; Rotifera; Eurotatoria; Philodinida; Philodinidae. The record is from the annotation of a GenBank genome assembly.